AUGGCAACUACCGAGGGCCUUGGCCCGCGUAUGGACCGCGACGGCUCGGUCGCAUACGAUGCGGCCCUGGAUCCGGCAAUACGUGCUCUGCUCGAUCAGCAACUAGAGAUCCAGGCCAAGCUCGCCGCCCUGCUUCCCCGCAAGUAUGGUCCAAACGUUCGCCUCGAGCUGGACAUGCUCCGCCACAAACUCCGGGUGCUGCACGUCUACGCCGAAGACAACCGUCUGUUGGGGAAAAUCCCAACCCUGUCGGAAAUCGAGGAGGCACGAUUCCUCCAGUAUCAGUGCGAGUGUAUAGAGACCGCUUGCAUGGAACAAGGCGUGGACAUUCAUGACCCUAGUUUCGUCCAAGCCUUGAAGCUGUGCCGAGAGGCAGAGGCACCACAGGGCUACCCGGCAUGGCUCGACAGAAACCUCUCGCAGUAUGACCCCGUCGCCCGUGCCUGGAGGCUCCGAGACAGCAUGCCAGUGCCUCUGGCGCACGGUGGUCUUGGUCUGGCGGCAGGCGCCCUCAAGCACUCGUUCAAGUGCAGCGACGACCGAUGCCUGCACUACAUCUAUGGCUUCACUCACCGGGAGGAUCGCGACCAGCACGCCAGGGAGCACAACCCACCACUCAAGCGGGACUCGGGCCUUUCGGUCAGCGAGAAUCCCCUCGUGUUUUCGGAUGCACUCAACUACCGCCCGCCAUACCCUGGAUACGCCAAGCAUUCGCCCACGCUGUAUCUGCCACCCCCGAGCGGCGCCUGUGCUGUCCACAUGCCGCCGCUCAGCCAUGAUAUGAAGAGCUCUCGAGAUCAGCGUGAAUCCCUGAGGACAUACUCGUUCGUAUCCGAGCAUCCCGGCCCGUCCAGAGGCUCGGUCGACUCUGAGGUUGAUCCCCUCUUGCCCCCGCUCAAGAGAAGCCGUGUCGGCCAGUCUCGCCUCGAAUCGAUAGAAGAACUGAGGUUAGGACGCGGCAUGGAGCCCUGCAUCCGUUGCAGGGCAUUCAAGAUGGCCUGCGACGCACACGAACCUUGCUCAGCCUGCUCCGACCCGUCGAGCACGGGGGGUUGCGACGAUGACAUCUGGAGAUUCCUUGGCUGCCACCGCGGCCCGCUCGACGCCCUGGCCGAAAUAAUGCUUCCGCCAUCGCUAUCCCCCAGGCAGAUUCAUACGCCCAUGACAUCUCCGUUGGCGCAGCAGCGGAAUAUGAACGAGUUCCUUGAGCGGACCUAUGCGGUUGCACCAGAUGUCGCGCGCAUGGUCAGGGCUAAUCUUGAUUUCGACGACGGCUUUUGGUGGACCGAAGACCUCGCCAGUUUACCACCAACCAACCCGAGCCGAGCCUCGUUCAUGCAGGAUUCCGUCGACCGGCCGCCUCCCGUCCUGGCCGUUCUUGCCGGCAGUUGGAACAUGGGUGGGACGGCGUAUAACUACUGGCAACUGCUCAAGAUGAGCGGCCUGAUAUCAGACUCGAGGGACGCCGAGGCUGCGACUUUCCCCAUCUUAUACCGUGCAAAACUAUUGCUUCGCGAGACCCUCCUAUUCGACCUGCAACAAGCGGAACCUUCAAUACACACCGAGACCAUGGCGCCAAACCCACCCCCAGUCUUUGAUGACAUGGACUCUCACGGCCGCUACCGCCUCGUCUACGGUUGCCUGACACAGUUCCUUCAGUCGUUCGAGGACGCCGUUAUGCGCAAAAGUAUGAUGGAUCGCAAGAGCUGGCUCGCCAUCUUUUUCUCAAUGUGCAUUUUCAGUAUAGUGAGGACGGUUCUAGUGGACAUGGCCAGCAUGUUUGCCAGGCAGACACCUGGCCUGCAACACAGCGUCUCCACCCCAAGCGCUGAUGCGGCGGCGGCGGCGGCAGCCGCUAUGCACACCCUUUACAAGGCACUUGCCGGCAUAUACACCACAUCGGCCCCGUCCAUCUUGGACGAGCUGGCGGUCGGAGCCAUGGACAUGCCCGAAGACGACCGCGAGCUUUUCACCACGGUCAACAUGAUCAUUCACCGCGAUAGCUGGGGCGAGCGUGGCAUCCAGUCUACUAAAGACUUUCUGAUGCUCCUAGGAGACGGGGGACAGGAAGGUGCCUUCUACCACGGCUUUGUCCGCCAGAGAUCGCCCAGUCGUGCAGGCUUGAUGGCGCUGCCGCCUAUGCUGCGUCCUGCCCCGGAUCAGGCCAGGCAGCUUAGCCAUGCGAGGUCUUUUGGCGAGGCCUGGCCGUCGAGCGCCUCCCUGUUCUCAGACAGGGAGUCUGGAGACUUCAGGGAUCACAGGGAGCCGUACUCGGCCAAGGGCACCGUGCCGGGGAGCAGCUUUCUGACCUCCCCGCGAGACAACGCGGACGGAAGCCUCGGAGGCAGGAGGCACACCACAGGGGGCGGAAGCCCAACACUAUCGCGUGCCAGCGGCAGCGUCGUGGGCCGGGGCCUGACGUCCCCAAUCCCGGCAUCCCGGGUCAGGUCGUCGGACCACCGGCCACCAUUACGGAGAGUGUUUUGCAGCAAAUGCAGCGAAUACCCCGAAGGCUUCAGGGGCGAGCACGAGCUGCGCAGGCACACCGACGCCAAGCACGCCGCAAUGGUUAAGAGGUGGGUGUGCACAGAGCCGCACGGCAGCAACCCCCUCACAUCGCCGCAGCCCGUCGUGCCGCUUUCAAAAUGCAAGGCGUGCGUGACGCAGAAGCGCUACGGCGCCUAUUACAACGCCGCCGCCCACCUUCGCAGGGCUCAUUUCAACCCCCACCGCGGCGGCAAGGCGAGUGGCGACUGGCCUACCAUGACAAUCCUGAAGGACUGGAUGCGUGAGGUGCGCCAAUCGGUCGACGUUCAGGAUCCCAUGGACUCGUCUGAUGGCGAGGACGACGCCGACUUUAAGCCCAUCAUCACCGACUUCAGCCCGCCGCACGGCCGCCGCUCACCCGUGCUGGACGUACCAAAACUCGCCCCAGCCCCGAGUGCAGGCCAUGUCAUGGCCCCCGCGGUGCCCUUGGCUCUGGCUCCGGCCCCUCCGCCGACGCUACAUCCGCCGCCGCCGCCGCCGCCGCCGCCCCCACGGCCCGUGCCUUCGCCAGCGUUGCACAUGGCGGGCCUGCAACAUGCCCCGCCUCCUCCGCUGCUGAUGACCAGCUCGCUGGACAUGACACCAAGCAAUGCCACGCUGUUGUUUCAGACAAACAGCCCUGGGCUGAGCCCGGUUUCCAUAUUCAACCACCACACGAUCCCGGGAAAGCUGUCCGAGGAGCCGAUGCAGCCGUCAAACAGGAACCGGUGUCCACAUCCUGAGUGCGGGCGCGUGUUCAAGGACUUGGCCGCGCACAUGCUUACGCACAUGGAGGAGAGGCCGGAAAAGUGCCCGAUCGAGUCGUGCGAAUACCACACCAAGGGGUUCGCGCGCAAGUACGAUAAGAACCGGCACGCGCUGACCCACUACAAGGGUACCAUGGUGUGCCCCUUUUGUCCCGGCGCCGGGACGGCCUACGAAAAGGCCUUCAACCGGGCCGACGUUUUCAAGAGACAUCUCACAGCGGUCCACAACGUCGAGCAGACGCCGCCAAACAGCCGCAAGAUGGUGCUCAGCACGGCGGCCAGGGCUGCGGCGGCCGCGUCAGCCGGCGAAGGCGGAGGCGGUUCGGCAUGUACUGGCGUGCAGGGCAAGUCGGGCGCGAGGUGCUCCAUCUGCCAGAGCCAGUUCCUCACAGCACAGGAGUUCUACGAACAUCUGGACGACUGCGUGCUCAACGUCAUUGUCCCGCCUACCCCCAAGAGCACCGGGGGGCCCUCAAGCGCCACGACGGUCGCCAGCGCCUCGGGCCCGGACGCGAGGAGAGACUCGGACUCCAACGCCAGCGUCCCCGGCUCCGCCGCCGCCGGCAAGUCACCGCUGGCCGGAGGGAGCGUAUCCAACAACGACCGCACAAUGAGCGUCAACGGCACAAUCGAGACUGACGACCCGUUAGCCCCCGUCAGCAGCGAUGACGUGUCCGUCGAGAAGACGGCAGUCAAGCUCGGCUCUUCUCCGGCGGCACCACCCGACAGGAUGGAUAUCGACUAA
Molecule: messenger RNA, 4038 nt
Organism: Gaeumannomyces tritici R3-111a-1
Lineage: Eukaryota; Fungi; Ascomycota; Sordariomycetes; Magnaporthales; Magnaporthaceae
Exons: 3
Coding region: 1-4038 (1345 amino acids)
Source: RefSeq, a predicted model, not a curated record